UGCUUCUUUGUAUAAACCCAGCAGCUCUCGAGACUAGACUGAAAUUCACCAUGGCCGCUCGAAUAUUGCAGAAGCGAAUCGCCUCACUCCUCUCCCCCAAGCAGCCUUCUCUCUCCCAAGUUUUAAAAGAACAAUCUGUUCCUUCUGUGUCGUCUAUCUUCAGCAGAUUUCAGCUUGGGGAAAGAGAUAUUCAGUCUGAAACAAAGCCAGCUGAUCUUACCAAUGAGGAUUUCAAGUUUUCUGAUCUUGCAAAUGAGGAUCCUAAGAUUGAAAAUCACAAAGCUGAUGGUUUGAAGCCUAGUUAUGACUCAGAUGAUCAACUAUCUGAUUCAGAUUUUAAGUUUGCUUCUCUUGCAGAUGAGGAUCCUAAGAUUGAAAAUCACGAAGCUGAUGGUUUGAAGCCUAGUUGUGACUCAGAUGAUCAACAAUCUGAGUCAUCUCCUGGCAAACUCGUUGAUAUCAAAAUGCACGCUGAAUACAACUUGAAAUUAUCCCCGAGGCAUGACCUUUGUUUGAUCUUCACUUGCACAGUCUGUGACACAAGAACAAUGAAGACAGCUUCUAAAGAAGCAUACGAGAAAGGUGUGGUGGUGGCACGCUGUAGUGGGUGCAACAACCUCCACCUGAUGGCUGAUCAUCUUGGAAUGUUUGGAGAGAAGAGCACCGUUGAGGACUUUCUGGCUUCCCGUGGGGAGGAGGUGAAGAAAGGUCAUUCUGAUACACUGAACCUGACUCUUGAAGAUCUGGCUGGAAAGGAUUUAGCUGCAAAGAUAGUCGACAACGAAGCUUCAACUUCAGCCAGUUAGAAUCGUGCUUAAUAUAAGUUCUCAUUUUAAGCAUUCUCUAGUUAUGUCGAAAAUCUUUCCUCAAAAAAAAAAAAUAGUUAUGUCAAAAAUCUGUGGACCGUAUUGCAAUUUCAAUUUGGAAUCGCAAGCACUUGUGUAGGGAUCUUAUAACCUAAGGAAUUUGCAGAAACUUUCACUCGGUUUCCUUUUCUCUUGGUACUUAAUUUUCUGUCAUGCUAUUCUUUCAGUCUAAUUUUCUGUCAUGCUAUUCUUUCAGUCUCAGUCUUCAGCUUUCACUCGGUUUCCUUUUCUCUUGAUACUUAAUUUUCUGUCAUGCUAUUACUUUCAGUCUCAGUCUUCAGCUUAUGCA
Fragaria vesca subsp. vesca is the source of this 1155-nucleotide messenger RNA. RefSeq lists its product as uncharacterized. Gene Ontology annotation, cellular component: mitochondrion. Bases 51 to 806 code for a protein of 251 amino acids. Gene Ontology annotation, molecular function: zinc ion binding; protein-folding chaperone binding. The record is from RefSeq and is a predicted model, not a curated record. The transcript has 2 exons. NCBI's taxonomy places the organism in Eukaryota, Viridiplantae, Streptophyta, Magnoliopsida, Rosales, Rosaceae. Gene Ontology annotation, biological process: protein import into mitochondrial matrix; protein stabilization; protein folding.